CCAGACUCCAAAAGUUCGGCGGCUUCGUAAGUGUUGGAGACAACUGGUCCCAUCUCAAAGACCUUGGACUUAGAAAGCUACAACUAUAAAAUAAAAAAGGGAAUUUAACGUCGCCGAACAACAACAACCGUUUGUUAUUCACGACGCAAUUACAGGUCCCAUGCGCGGCGAGUCUCUUGCUGUCGCGACCCUUUUCUUCUUUCUUUAAUUCCCAAUUGACCACUAAGACAUCCCCCCAAUAUGAAGUCCUUAGUGUCCUUCCUCGUCCUGCUCUUCGCAGCUAUCGUGCAUGCGAUCAGCUCUAGCGGGGACAGGUUGUUGGUUGUUCUGGAGGAUGUCGCCGAGAAAGAUGCCUACUCUGAAUUCUUAGGCGACCUAGAAGGUCGUGGAUUUCAGAUUAACUACGAAACACCUAAAAGCGAGGGCCUACGAUUGUUCCACCUAGGAGAAAAGUCCUAUGACCACGUUCUAUUUCUACCAACCAAAUCAAAGGGUCUUGGUCCCAACUUAACACCCCAGAUUUUACUCGACUUUAUCAACGCCAACGGCAACAUCCUCCUCGCUCUUUCAGCCUCCCAACCCGCACCCACCUCCAUUGUUUCUCUACUUCUCGAGCUCGACAUUCACCUCCCUCCUGACCGACAAGGCCUUGUUGUUGACCACUUCAACUACGACGUUUUGUCCGCCUCGGAAAAGCAUGAUGUGUUGCUUCUCCCGCCCCCGGGCCCGCUUCGAGCGGACGUCAAUGAUUUCUUCAGUCCUGAGUCAUCUAGUGGGGAGCUCAUUGCAUUCCCAGCAGGCAUGCCCCAGACCCUUGGCUCAGGUGCCCUACUCGCCCCGAUCCUGCGCGCUCCCGACACAUCUUACAGUUACAAUCCGAAAGAACAAGCCGAAAUCGUCGACGAGCUCUUCGCAAGUGGAGCUCAGCUCUCCUUAGUUAGCACUCUACAGGCGCGCAACUCGGCCCGCUUCACUGUUCUCGGCUCUGCGGACUUAUUGAGCGACAAGUGGUUCGAUGCUAAGGUUAAGAAGGCUGGGGAGAAGAAGGAGGUUGCUACUGCUAACCGCGACUUUGCUAAGAGAAUUUCUGCCUGGACUUUCAAGGAAACUGGUGUUUUGAGAGUCAAUUGGAUUGAGCACCACCUCAACGAGGCUGGCCAGAGUAACGCAAGCAACCCUAAGAUUUACCGUAUUAAGAACGAUGUCACAUAUUCCAUUUCCCUCUCCGAAUAUUCCUGGGAUAAAUACAUCCCCUUCACCGUCCCCGAAUCCGACGACCUACAACUCGAGUUCAGCAUGCUUUCGCCUUUCCACCGUCUUCACCUAGAACCUACCAUUUCCUCCGAAGAUAGCACAACCUACUCUGUUUCUUUCAAGCUCCCCGAUCAACACGGUAUCUUCAACUUCAAGGUCAAUUACAAGAGACCUUUCUACACCAAUGUCGAGGAGAAGAACACCGUUUCUGUCCGUCAUUUCGCUCACGACGAAUGGCCCCGCAGUUUUGUGAUUUCCGGUGCGUACCCCUGGAUCGCGGGUAUUGCGAGCACGGUUGUGGGGUGGAUUGCGUUUUGUGGUAUUUGGUUGUAUAGUAAACCCACUGCUACUAAGGAGAGCAAGAAGACGCAGUAAGGAGGAAUAUAAAAUGAAGGGGGGAUGAAUACGGAUAAUGGACAAAAUGGACACGAUCAUGUGGCUGCUACGAUAAGGAAAAAGGAUAGAGAAAUUAUCCCAUUGAUGUAAUUACGCCAGGUGUUACUGUAUUCCCCGUCUUAUGAUUGCUAAGUGUGGAAUGUAUAAAAAUGGGACUAAGCCAUGAUACCUAUUGAGAGGUGACCGGUGGGGAUAGCCGUGAUGACAGGCUAGUGGUGAAAUUUCAUAAGGCUUACGAAUUGAGCAGAAAUCAAAGAAAUGUUUCUACGUAGA
Molecule: messenger RNA, 1923 nt
Organism: Hypoxylon trugodes
Lineage: Eukaryota; Fungi; Ascomycota; Sordariomycetes; Xylariales; Hypoxylaceae
Product: Dolichyl-diphosphooligosaccharide-protein glycosyltransferase 48kDa subunit
Exons: 4
Coding region: 241-1629 (462 amino acids)
Cellular component (GO): oligosaccharyltransferase complex; endoplasmic reticulum membrane
Source: RefSeq, a predicted model, not a curated record